This is a messenger RNA of Oldenlandia corymbosa var. corymbosa, 2271 nucleotides long. NCBI's taxonomy places the organism in Eukaryota, Viridiplantae, Streptophyta, Magnoliopsida, Gentianales, Rubiaceae. The record is from the annotation of a GenBank genome assembly.
AAAAAAAAAAAAUCUGAAAUUCAUGAGCAGUUCACAAGUUCACACUUAAUUACAUAAGCCCAAAAAGCAUUCACAUCAAAAAGGAAGAAAACUCCAUUCUCUCUCUCUCUCUCUUUCUCUCUUUUUCUUCUCUUCCAUUCCAUCAUCCCUUUCUCUCUCACUUUUUGUCUCAACAAGCAAGUGAGAAAGAACACACAGUACACAGUCACUAGGUGGGAAAAGGAAAGAAAAACCCAGAAAGCUUUUGCUUGCUUGAUGUGAUGAGUUUGGUUUUGAGAUGACUGAUAAUCUGUAUUCUCAUUUCAUUUCUCUUUGUUGGGAUUGUGUUUUUCUUUUUUUUGAAAUGAAACAGAAAGAUUAAUUAGUCCUUUUUUUUGGUUGUGGGUUUUUUUUUUUUAUUUUUUUUAUGGAGAAGAAUUUUGUUGGGGGAAAAGGAGAAGAGAAUUCAACAACUAAUAAUAAUAAAUCUUCAAUGGCCCAAUCUUCCAUUUUUCCCGAUCAGAUUCCGACCACCUUCUUUAAUUCUUCUUCUUCUUCUUCGGCUUCUAUUAAUUCUUUAUUACUACCUAAUGACCACCUCUUUGACAUCCCAUCAUCAACAACUUCUUCAUCGUCAUCGUUUCAUCAAAUCCCCCAUCUUCAUCAUCAUUCCGCCACCGCCGACGGCGGCGAUGGUGGCGGAGGAGGGACGGGGCUUGGCGGCGUAGGCUCGAUGGGCUUUCUUGAUAUGCUAUCCAUCCAAGACUACACUAAUUACUCCUCCAUUUUCGACAUGUUUCAGACAGCACCGCCGCCCCCGCCGCCGCCGCAGCAGCAGCAGCAACAGCUUCACCACCACCAACAACAGCACCGUUUUCAGUCGCUUCCGCCACUACCUCCGCCACCGCCACCGCCAGUACUCCCAAUAAUGACUAACAGUACUAACAGUGGUCCGGCGGAGUCAUCUGAUCAGGCGGUGACAACUCCGGCGACCCCUCAUUCGUCGUCGAUUUCCUCCACCUCCAGUGAAGCCCAAAAUGAUGAUCAACAACAGCAGAACAGAGGAGACGGUGAAGAAGGGGAGGAUCAAGAUAAGACUAAGAAACAAUUAAAACCCAAAAAGAAGAACCAGAAAAGGCCAAGGCAGCCGAGAUUUGCGUUCAUGACGAAGAGUGAAGUUGAUCACUUGGAUGAUGGCUUUAGAUGGAGAAAAUACGGCCAAAAAGCUGUUAAAAACAGCCCUUUUCCCAGGAGCUAUUACCGUUGCACUAGUCCGUCCUGUGGGGUGAAAAAGAGGGUGGAGAGGUCUUCCGAUGAUCCGUCGACGGUGGUGACAACUUAUGAAGGCACACACAUUCAUCCUCUGCCUGUUACAACCCGCGGAAACCUCGGUUUAAUCUUGCCGGAAACCGCCAACAACAACACCGGUGGCGGUGGUGCUACUGCUUCUUUCCUUGGAGGUGGCGGUGGUGAAGGAGGAGGAGGGCCGUCGGCGUUCUUCCUUCCACCACCUAUCUCUUAUACUCAACAAAUGCAGCAACAGCAACAGCAGCAACAGGGUUUUUUCCAAGAUCCAACGUUGUCGAUGACAAUGCCGAUGCCGCCGCCGCUGAGCUAUAACUUCGGCCAUACUACUGAUCUUCAGCAGCAUUUGAUGAUGCCUUCAGCUUCUUCAUCUUCUGGUGUUUCAACCUCUGUGGGUAUGGUUUCCGGUGUUUCUUCUUCUUCUCAAUACAUGAUGAUGGAUAAUGGACUUCUUGAAGAUAUUCUGCCAUCCCAGAUGUUUCUCAAGGAGCCUAAGAAAGAGUAGAUGAUCAAGGGGAAUGCUAAUUACAAGUGACCUAUUUUAAUUGAAGAGGGUAUGGUUUUUGGUUAAUGAUGAUGAAUAUCAUAGCUUAUAUUACAAAAGAAAAAAAAAACUGACUAGCUAUAAUGUUCUUUAGUUUUUUUGUUUUUUGGAGGGUUUUGAUCUUUAAAUUUGAACCCUUGUUAAUCGUUUUUCUAGUUCAGUUAUAGGAGUAUUUUGAUCCAUCUAGAGUACUAUGAUCUCUGAUUUUCACCAAUGUAAAAUGAACGAGACUUUAGAUUCAAGCUUUAAAUGUAGUUCUAGUUUAUUAGCAAUAGCUAGUUCUUCUUCUUCUUCCUUUCUCCCAUUAGGUUUAUCAGCUAGUCAAACGUUAUGUACUUAACUGCUUGGAGCUAGUUUCUCUUAUCCAAUGGGAGAUUUUUCUUUUAGAUCUUUUUGUAUAUUCCUUGGCAUGUUAGUGUUAUUGUCUCAUUUCUUAUUUCUUC